AUGGCUUUUAAGAAAUCAAACAAACUGCCUCAAACAACGCCUUUCAAACAAAUCAUCAAGAGAUGCUCAAGCUUUGGGAAGAAACAGAGCUUCAACCAGGAAGAAGGGCUUCCUUAUGAUGUGCCAAAAGGCCAUUUUGCUGUGUAUGUGGGGGAGAACAGAAGCAGGUACAUUGUUCCCAUUUCAUGGCUCACUCAUCCGGAGUUCCAAAACCUUCUUCAAAGAGCUGAGGAGGAGUUUGGCUUUAAUCAUGACAUGGGUCUUACCAUUCCUUGUGAAGAAGUUGUUUUCAGUUUUCCUCAGUGA
Corylus avellana is the source of this 306-nucleotide messenger RNA. The record is from RefSeq and is a predicted model, not a curated record. NCBI's taxonomy places the organism in Eukaryota, Viridiplantae, Streptophyta, Magnoliopsida, Fagales, Betulaceae.